AUGAAAAACAAAGAAGCUGCAUGUUAUAUUUGGCACGAAGAAAAUGGUGGCUUAGAAAGUGAUGUAUUUGCUACUAGUUUGUCUAAACACCUAAUGCAUGAUAUUGAUAAGUUUAAACCAACUGAAAUCAUACUUUGGAGCGUUGGGUGUGGCUGCCAAAAUCGUUGCUUGACAUUGGCUAAUGCUUUGCUUGAGUUGGCUAUCGAAAAUAAUGUUACCAUAAAACAAAAAUAUCUCGAAGUCGGCCACAUGCAAAUGGAAGUAGAUUCUAUACAUAGUGUAAUAGAAAAGAAAUUGCGUGGCCGAAAACGAGAUAUUUUUGUUCCAGCCGACUAUGUGAGCAUAAUUAGUGGAGUUUGUGAUUAUGGGGGUCACUGUCUUGCACUUGCAAAAACAAUUAGGAACAGCACUCCUAAUGCUUUGGUCUACUGUAAGAGAGGCCGGCAGGGAUCUUUCGAAGUAGAAGUAAAUAAUAAAAUAGUAUAUUCAAAACUACAAACGAUGGCGCUUCCCGAUUAUGAAGAAGUGGCACAAGUAGUGAAUGAAGUGUCACAAGGAAAUGAACCAAGGCAAAUAAAAGGCCAGCAACCAAUAAACUGUGCUAUUUCAUAG
Messenger RNA from Diatraea saccharalis (sugarcane borer), 612 nucleotides. Lineage: Eukaryota; Metazoa; Arthropoda; Insecta; Lepidoptera; Crambidae. The record is from the annotation of a GenBank genome assembly.